AUGGCAGCAUUAAGAGUGACAUCUGCAUCUCUAUCGCGUAAAGCGAUCACCUCGUGCCGGCCACGACUCUACCUCGGUCUCCGCACCAGUGUGCGACCGUUGCUUCCGAUAACGCGUAGCACCCCUCACACCUAUUACUCAACAACUGCUCCUCGACUAUCACUGGCACCUAAGAUCGAGCGUGGCGGCUCAAAGGUCUUCAAAAAUGCAGACGAGGCAGUUGCUGACCUCAAGAGUGGCUCGACAGUGUUGAGCUCUGGCUUCGGCCUGUGUGGUGUUGCUGAAACUCUCAUCAAUGCUAUGCACCGUCGUGGUCCUGAUCAACUGCACUCCUUGACGGCUGUUUCGAAUAAUGCUGGUGCCGCGGGUAAGGGCGGACUCUCGACGCUCUCACAGUCUGGUCAGGUGAAUCGGUUAAUAUUGUCAUACCUGGGAAACAACAAGGCGUUGGAAAAGAAAUAUCUAUCUGGAAAUAUUGCAAUUGAGCUGUGUCCUCAAGGAACCCUGGCUGAACGCUUGCGUGCUGGUGGAGCUGGCAUUCCUGCGUUUUUUACAGCCACGGGCGUUAACACAUUCAUUCAAGAAGGUAAGAUUCCUGUUCGUAUGGAUGAGACAGGAAAAGUUCUUGAGUCCGGCACACCGCGUGAGACUCGUGAUUUCAACGGCAAGAAAUAUUUGAUGGAAACUGCCUUGACAGGUGACGUGGCUAUUCUGCGCGCUUGGAAGGCUGAUGAGGCUGGCAACUGUGUAUUCCGAUACACAACCAAGGCCUUCGGACCUAUCAUGGCCAAGGCUGCUACACUCACUAUCGUGGAAGCUGAAAAUAUUGUUCCUGUUGGCUCUAUCGAUCCCAAUGAUGUUGACCUUCCGGGCAUCUUUGUUGAUCGAAUUGUGCCUGCAACCGAUGAGAAGCAUGUCGAAAUCAAGAAGUUGCGAGAGAGUGAGACAGGUAGCGCGGGCGAGUCAGCGAAGGAUGAAGCUCAGAUUCAAAGGGAACGCAUCGGCCGGAGAGCGGCGAAGGAACUCAAGCAGGGAUUUUAUGUCAAUCUUGGUGUUGGUAUCCCAACACUCGCUCCAUCUUUCUUGCCUGAGGAUGUGAAAGUGUGGGUGCAGUCCGAGAACGGAAUCUUGGGAAUGGGUCCAUACCCGACCGAGGACGAAUUAGACCCUGACAUUAUCAACGCUGGAAAGGAGACGGUGACCUUGGUCCCUGGUGCUGCAACCUUCGACAGUACAGAGUCAUUCGGUAUGAUCCGAGGAGGCCAUGUGGAUGUUUCGAUUUUGGGAGCCCUUCAAGUUAGCGCAAACGGUGAUCUCGCAAAUUACAUGAUCCCAGGCAAGGUCUUCAAGGGUAUGGGCGGUGCCAUGGAUCUUAUCUCGAACCCGGACAAGACUAAGAUCGUUGUUGCGACGAGCCACGUUGCCAAAGAUGGAUCUCCUAAGAUUGUGCAAACUUGCAGUCUGCCCUUGACUGGUGCGAACGUAGUGAGCACUAUUAUCACCGACCUGUGUGUUUUCCAGGUAAACCGGGCUACUGGUGAGCUCACCUUGACUGAGCUUGCUCCAGGUGUUGAGGUUGAGGAGAUUCUCAGCAAAACGGACGCCAAGUUCAUUUUGGCUGAGGAGUUGUCCAUCAUGGAGUGA
Molecule: messenger RNA, 1644 nt
Organism: Penicillium malachiteum
Lineage: Eukaryota; Fungi; Ascomycota; Eurotiomycetes; Eurotiales; Aspergillaceae
Product: 3-oxoacid CoA-transferase
Exons: 9
Coding region: 1-1644 (547 amino acids)
Biological process (GO): ketone body catabolic process
Molecular function (GO): succinyl-CoA:3-oxo-acid CoA-transferase activity
Source: RefSeq, a predicted model, not a curated record